AUGACUACAGAAACAUGGAUUGAUAAUUCAAAAAAUCAAAAGAAUAACAAUAAUACUUCAAUUAUUGCAAGACAACCAUAUCAAGCUUGUCCACAACAUUGCCAACUCCCAUUUUAUGGUAAUUACGUCUUAAUAAAAACUUAUAUUGAGCUUAUUUUAGAUAAGAAUUCGGUUCAAGUACCAAUCCAACCAAUAAUUUCACCAAUAUAUCAGUUUGAAAGAACAUUACCAUCCGUUUUCAGUGUAUCAGAGGGCGAACAACUUGAUAAUAUUGAAUUAAUAGAUAUGUCAUCAUUAACACCAUCAAAUUUGGUAUUAUUGAAAAAUUUCUCUGACGAAACAGGAGAAUUUGAAGGUUUAGAUUUACAUACUGGGCGUAUUGGUGAGCAAAUGGUAUACACAUAUUUGUUGAGUGAAAUAUCGUGA
Molecule: messenger RNA, 426 nt
Organism: Rotaria sp. Silwood2
Lineage: Eukaryota; Metazoa; Rotifera; Eurotatoria; Philodinida; Philodinidae
Source: the annotation of a GenBank genome assembly